UCAACGUGAUUAAAUUCUCUCUCCUUCUUAUCUUCUUCUUCGUCUUCGUCUUCGUCGUUGUCUCCGACAAGGACCUGAAGGUCUUCGAUCGAAUCAUUUGUUUCAUUAACUUCCCUACCUUCCCCCUCCAUUUUCGUUCUCUUAUACUCAUAUGAAUCUCCUCUUCUGUAUAUAUGGAGCUCCAGUUUCACUCUCCCAUGCUCUGUUCUUACUCUGUUUACUCCAUCCAAUCCCCAGUUUCUCCGUUUGGAUUCGAAUCCAAUGGAGGAUAAGAAAUCGAGUCUUGUUUCAGGUUCACUAGAGAUCCGUAUGCCGGUUCUGUUGUUUGUCUCGAUUCUCUUUGCGAUUUUCGCUGUUUCCUUGUCUGACCAGUUUCUCACCGCCGACUGGGAGCAGUUGAGAUCCGUUGGGUUUGGUUCGUCGAUUUUGUUUCCUGUUAAAGGAAAUGUUUAUCCUCUAGGUCAUUUUACGGUUUCUGUCACGAUUGGUAAUCCGCCGAAGGCUUUUGAAUUGGAUAUUGACACUGGGAGUGAUCUCACUUGGGUUCAAUGCGAUGUUCAGUGUACUGGUUGCACUCUGCCCCGUGAUAUGCUCUAUAAACCGCAUAAUAACGCUGUGAGUCGUGAAGACCCAUUGUGUGCGGCGCUUUCUUCGCCAGGCAAUGCCCCUUGCAAGAAAUCAAAUGAUCAAUGUGACUACGAUGUCGAGUAUGCUGACCAUGGAUCAUCCAUUGGAGUCUUGGUCAAAGAUCUUGCUCCCAUGCGACUCACGAAUGGCCAACUCAUCAAUCCCAAUUUGGGCUUUGGUUGUGGAUAUGAUCAGGACUAUGGUGGCAUGCAACCGCCUCCUUUAGUAGCUGGUGUUCUUGGCCUUAGUAGUAGUAAAGCAACCAUUGUAUCACAGCUAAAUGACCUCGGCCAUGUAAGCAAUGUCAUUGGACAUUGUCUCGCCGGACUUGGGGGAGGAUUUCUAUUCUUUGGAGGAGGCCUCGUCCCAUCUUCCGGGAUGUCGUGGACGCCGAUAUUACGCAAUUCAGAAGGGAAGUACUCAUCUGGACCUGCAGAGGUCUACUUUGGUGGGAAGGCUGGUGGAAUUAAGGGCCUUACCCUGACUUUUGACAGUGGAAGCUCUUACACUUACUUCAACUCCCAAGUCUAUGGAGCUGUAGAGAAACUGUUGAAGAAUGAUUUGAAAGGACAACCUCUAAAACUUGCUCCUGAUGACAAAACCCUUGAACUGUGCUGGAAAGGCCGAAAAGCUUUCAAAUCUGUGAGUGAUGUGAGAGAUUUCUUCAAGCCCCUGGCCUUAAACUUUAAGAACUCCAAGAACGCUCAAUUUCAAAUACCUCCUGAAGCUUAUCUCAUAAUCAGUCCUCGCGAUAAGCUCUAUAAACCGCACAAUAACGUCGUGCGUUGUGGAGAACCAUUAUGUACAGCACUUUUCCACCAAGGCAAGCCCCCUUGCAGGAAUCCAAAUGAUCAAUGCGACUACCAAAUCGAGUAUGCUGACCAUGGAUCAUCCAUUGGUGUGUUGGUCAAAGAUCUUGUUCCCAUGAAACUCGCUAAUGGCACUGUCAUAGCUCCUAAUUUGGGCUUUGGUUGUGGAUAUGAUCAGCAUAAUGGUGGUUCACAACCCCCUCCUUCAACGGGUGGUGUUCUUGGGCUUGGAAACAGUAGAGGUACCUUGGCAUCACAGAUAAGCUCCCUCACUCAUGUACGCAACAUAAUCGGCCACUGCUACAGCGGCCAUGGUGGAGGAUUUCUAUUCUUUGGAGGAGACCUUGUUCCAUCUUCAGGGAUAUCAUGGACGCCCAUAUUACACACUUCAGGAGGGAGGUACUCAUCUGGACCUGCAGAUGUCUUCUUUGGUGGGAAAGCUGUUGGAAUUAGAGGCCUUACCCUAACUUUUGAUAGUGGAAGCUCCUACACUUACUUCAACUCCCAAGUUUAUGGAGCGAUACUCAACCGGUUGAGGAAUGAUUUGAAAGGACAACCUUUAAAAGAUGCACCGGAAGAGAAGAUCCUUCCAGUGUGCUGGAAAGGCUCAAAAGCUUUCAAAUCAGUGGCAGAUGUGAGAAGCUUUUUCAAGCCCCUGGCCUUGAGCUUUACAAACUCCCAAAAUGUUCAGUUUCAAAUGCCACCUGAAUCUUAUCUGAUUAUCAGUGAAUCGGGUAAUGUUUGCUUGGGGAUUUUGGAUGGAUCCCAAGUAGGAUUGGGAAAUGUUAACCUGAUUGGAGAUAUCUCUUUUCUUGAUAAAAUUGUGGUAUAUGACAACGAGAAACAGCGGAUUGGUUGGGCUCCAGCAAACUGCAGUAGACCUCGCAAGCAAUGAAAGUGAUUAAUGGCCGGAGAAA
Messenger RNA from Cucurbita moschata (crookneck pumpkin), 2353 nucleotides. Its product is annotated as aspartic proteinase Asp1-like. NCBI's taxonomy places the organism in Eukaryota, Viridiplantae, Streptophyta, Magnoliopsida, Cucurbitales, Cucurbitaceae. Gene Ontology annotation, molecular function: aspartic-type endopeptidase activity. The coding region runs from base 262 to 2331 and encodes 689 amino acids. The record is from RefSeq and is a predicted model, not a curated record. Gene Ontology annotation, biological process: proteolysis. The transcript is spliced from 13 exons.